This is a messenger RNA of Scomber scombrus (Atlantic mackerel), 2431 nucleotides long. It is a transcript of the gene samm50l, whose product is annotated as sorting and assembly machinery component 50 homolog, like. The transcript is spliced from 15 exons. The coding region runs from base 124 to 1536 and encodes 470 amino acids. Gene Ontology annotation, cellular component: SAM complex; outer membrane. NCBI's taxonomy places the organism in Eukaryota, Metazoa, Chordata, Actinopteri, Scombriformes, Scombridae. The record is from RefSeq and is a predicted model, not a curated record. Gene Ontology annotation, biological process: mitochondrial respiratory chain complex assembly; protein insertion into mitochondrial outer membrane.
CAUGGCGUCUCUCUUGAAGGGGGUUUGGUGCUGGAGAAAGUAGCCGCUGUCAUUUAGCAGUUUUCUCCUCCGCGCGUGGUAGCAAGUCCCAACUGAAGAGGCUUUUAGGCGCGGGUAGUAACCAUGGGGACUGUCCAUGCUAAGAGUCUGGAUCCUGUCCCGAUGCACGGCAGAGACCUGGGCGUCCACCCCGAUGACUUCGUGGAUACUCCGGAGCCGGAGCACGAGGCCAAGCAGGAGAUCCUGGAAAACAAAGAUGUGAUCGUCCAACAUGUGAACAUCCAGGGUCUGGGCAGGACUAAAGAGGAUCUGCUGGGCUACGAGAUCUCUGAUGUUUUCCACGCCAGAAACCUCAUCGAUGUGAUGAAAAAGGCUCACCUGGCCAGACAGAAGCUGCUCCGCCUGGGGAUCUUCAAAGAGGUGGAGGUGCUUAUUGACACCUCUGAAGGUGCGGACGCUCUGCCCAACGGUCUGGACGUCACUUUUGAGGUGACAGAGGUAAAGAGACUGACAGGAAGCUACAACACCAUGGUCGGCAAUAAUGAAGGAAGCAUGGUGCUGGGUCUGAAGCUGCCCAACAUGCUGGGCCGAGCCGAGAAACUCACCUUCCAGUUCUCCUACGGGACAAAGGAGACGUCCUACGGUCUUUCCUUCUUCAAGCCCCAGCCCGGACACUUUGAACGCAACUUCACUCUAAACGCGUACAAAGUCACCGGCCAGUUUCCAUGGAGCUCCUUAAAAGAGACUGACAGAGGCUUGUCUGGAGAACUAAACUUUCCUCUGGGGAUGACCAACCACACGCUGAAGUGGGAGGGUGUAUGGAGGGAGCUGGGCUGUCUGGCACGCAGCGCUUCCUUCGCCGUGCGAGAGGAGAGCGGACACUCGCUGAAAUCUGCCCUCUCGCACACUGUGUCCGUCGAUUCAAGGAAUUCUGCCAUCUUCCCCAGCAGAGGUGCCUUACUGCGGAUCAACCAGGAGCUGGCCGGGUACACAGGAGGAGAUGCCAGCUUCUUGAAAGAGGAUUUUGAGCUGCAGCUCAACAGACGGCUCUUCUUUGACUCAGUCUUGUCUGCAUCUCUGUGGGGUGGAAUGCUUUAUCCCAUUGGAGGACAGCAGUCCUGCAUCGCUGACAGGUUUUAUCUCGGAGGUCCCACCAGUGUACGAGGAUUUGGGAUGUACAGCAUCGGUCCACAGAGUGAAGGGGACUACCUGGGUGGAGAGGCGUACUGGGCAGGCGGUCUACACCUCUACACCCCUCUACCCUUCCGACCAGGGAAAGGCGGUUUCGGAGACCUUUUCAGAACACACUUCUUCCUCAACGCCGGCAACCUGUGCAAUCUCAACUACGGUGAAGGUCCCCGGGCUCAUCUUCAGAAGCUGGCUGAGUGUAUCCGCUGGUCAUACGGAGCUGGUAUCGUGCUGCGCCUAGGAAACAUCGCAAGACUGGAACUGAACUACUGCGUGCCCAUGGGAGUUCAGAGUGGAGACAGGAUAUGUGACGGUGUCCAGUUUGGAGCAGGAAUCCGCUUCCUGUGAGGUCAUCACUCCGCUGCUCCUCAGUGUUAAGUGCUCCUAGCAGAGGCUGCGAUGUGAAAAAGGGAGAUCGUCUUGUCAUUUCGUCACCUGUAACUUGUUGUAGAGUGUAUCACUAGCAUGGGUCCUACGUCCUGGGGAAAUGUGCCUGAACCCCCUCCAAAAAACCUUCUUUUGAUGCACACCGUUUGAAGUCGAGGUGCCAGUGUUGGAAAACUUUGUACAAACACUAUUUCACUCAUAAGUAAACCUCAGCAACAAUCACAAGCAAAUUUGAGCAAUUAUACAAUCAUGGUGGCUCCUUCACUAAAUUUCUACAGUAUAUCAGGAAUGGUUUAUGGUUUUGCCCUUAAUUUAAUACACUUUGGUGGAGAUGUAGUUCAGGAACACUCCAGCAUUGGCACCUCAUCUGUGCAAAAGUCGUCUAGCGGUGGUUUCCUGUGGUGACACAAAGUAAAUUAUUCUACAGAAUGUUAAGAGAGAUUUUUUUUUGGCAUGUUCUCUGUUUGCCAAGACGACUUUUGUCUUUGUUUGAAAGUUAAAUGAGCACCACACACUCACACUGAUGAUUUGCAGCAGCGUCGAAUGAACGAACUGAGGGAAACCAGCACUUUUUAAUCAAAGCAGAAAAAGGCUGGUGUAAGAAAAGGAACGGACCCUCCUCCUGCCGAAGCAGUUCUUUGUCGUCGUGAUGUGAAGAACAACGGUUUGAUCUCUCGGGCCGGCAGAAGAGGUGGAACUUCUCAAACCUCCCCCCCACCCUUACCCACCACCCCCUCCUCCUACUCCUACUCUUUGAGCAACAUCCACCACCAGUGCUCUUACUGUUAGUCCUCUUUUUUUGAUGUUGUUGAAACAGUUUUGUUCUAUAUACGAAUAAAUCACAGUUGCUCCCCUG